CAGUCCAUCAGACUUCUCCAGCUCAUUCGACGUCCCCCUAGACGGGCAAACAAUCACCCAUAAUUCAGCUGCCAAAGACUUCCGAAAUCUCAGGGACAUCACAGACAUGCUGCGCUCAGAACCGAUGCAGGAUGCGCUCCGCACCGCUGCUAAAAGCGAAGAGGGUGACAGAAGCGACAUGGCUUUCUCGAUACGUCGCCGCCAGAAUAAUCGACCGCCGUCACCCAUCGGAUCUCCACAGCCUUACGUUCCCCCUCCUCCGAGGCCCUCUAUGAUGUUUUUGUCCGGAGAGGAUGAGCGCCAGCCACUAUGCGCCGACGGCCUUGUGGAGUACAUCAAGGAGUUCAAUCGGGCAAACUCCGCUCAACCGGUCAGCGCCGACAGUGAGAACUUUACCCCGAAAUGCAGGUUGCAUAUAUGGAAGCGGUCCAGGUCGACGCCACCAGUCGACUCGGAGGACGAGGUGGCUGCUUUAGCGUCGGCAACAAAACUUGCGAGUCCGCUUAUCCUUCGCUUCACCAUCCUCGAUGUGAUGACGGUAUACAUGCCGCUCACGUUCUCGGACCUCACAGAACCAUUGUCGAUCGAGAGUGUUACUGCAUUUGGUCCUCGGGAGAAGAAGCUUCCCCAUAUGCAGUCGGACUAUCUGGCGUACCAAGUGCUUUCCCAACAUGUGGCCAAGAUCCUUGAAGCUCAUCCACAAACAUCAGUGCAGAAAGUCAUCGACCUCUUGGCGGCGUGCAAAGGCCUAUUCACAGACCGCUGCACACGCUGUCAGCGCAUCUUGUCGGAGGAGGACCACGUACCACCCGUGGCGCGAUUUUGGAGGAGUGGGGCCUCGGCCACUCUCACAGACGCUUCUCAGGCUAGCGCGAACGCUUCUGUCAUACAACCGUCGGACGCCGAUGCAGCGCACCGGGGCGCUGUGACGGAUCAUAGCUUCUGGGAGCCGCGUCACGUUACCUGUCUGUAUAGCUAAGUACUGCCCGGAGUUUUUCAGCAUUGGCUGCCGAGCGGGCGGUCCUUUCAUUAUGAAACUCGA
This is a messenger RNA of Coniophora puteana RWD-64-598 SS2, 1042 nucleotides long. RefSeq lists its product as uncharacterized. NCBI's taxonomy places the organism in Eukaryota, Fungi, Basidiomycota, Agaricomycetes, Boletales, Coniophoraceae. The record is from RefSeq and is a predicted model, not a curated record. Gene Ontology annotation, cellular component: mediator complex. The coding region runs from base 107 to 979 and encodes 290 amino acids. The transcript is spliced from 4 exons.